Molecule: messenger RNA, 9083 nt
Organism: Sebastes umbrosus (honeycomb rockfish)
Lineage: Eukaryota; Metazoa; Chordata; Actinopteri; Perciformes; Sebastidae
Gene: cnot6l
Product: CCR4-NOT transcription complex, subunit 6-like
Exons: 12
Coding region: 164-1825 (553 amino acids)
Biological process (GO): nuclear-transcribed mRNA poly(A) tail shortening
Cellular component (GO): cytoplasm; CCR4-NOT complex; nucleus
Molecular function (GO): poly(A)-specific ribonuclease activity; protein binding
Source: RefSeq, a predicted model, not a curated record
ACGAGCACGAGCGGAAGUCUCGUUUGUUGUUCUUCCUUCUGCUUCCGUGAGACGUUCAGGGUCUAAACGGGUUCAACAGCCUGCCAGCGUCUGCAUCUGCAUGUCUCCACCAAUUUCACUCUAUAAACUGUCUUCUACCGCUCCCGAAUGAAGAUUAACAGGUAUGCCAAAGGAAAAAUAUGAUCCUCCAGAUCCCCGCAGAUGUUACACCAUCAUGCCAGCGGAGGAGGCGGCCAGUGGGAAGAAGUCUUACUGGGCCGAACUCGAGAUUUCUGGACGGGUGAAGAGUCUGAGCACCUCGUUAUGGACACUCACCCACCUGACGGCGCUGCACAUCAACGACAACAACCUGAGCCGCAUCCCGCCGGACAUCGCCAAGCUGCCCAACCUGGUCUACCUGAACCUGUCGUCCAAUAAGCUCCGCAGCCUGCCCGCCGAACUGGGCAACAUGGUCUCUCUCAGGGAAUUGCUUUUAAACAACAAUUUUUUACGAGUUCUGCCUUAUGAACUUGGGAGGCUUUUCCAGUUACAAACCUUGGGGCUAAAAGGAAACCCUUUGUCCCAAGACAUCCUCAAUCUGUACCAGGAGCCGGACGGAACCAGAAAGCUUUUGAACUACAUGCUCGACAAUCUAGCAGUGCACCCAGAGCAGCUCCCCCAAAGACCUUGGAUCGCUCUGAAAGAGCGAGACCAAAUGAGUCCUUCAGCCGUGUUCACGGUCAUGUGCUACAACGUGCUGUGCGACAAGUACGCCACGCGACAACUGUACGGCUACUGUCCGUCCUGGGCGCUCAACUGGGAGUACCGGAAGAAAGGCAUCAUGGAGGAAAUCACCAGCUGUGACGCUGACAUCAUCAGCCUGCAGGAGGUGGAGACGGAGCAGUACUACACUAUGUUUCUGGAAACACUAAAGGAGCGCGGCUACGACGGCUACUUCUGCCCAAAGUCUCGUGCCAAACUGGUCUCUGAACAGGAGAGGAAACACGUGGACGGCUGCGCUGUGUUCUUCAAGACCGAGAAGUUUACUUUGGUCCAGAAACACACUGUGGAGUUCAACCAGGUGGCCAUGGCCAACUCUGAGGGCUCAGAGGUCAUGCUGAACAGAGUGAUGACCAAAGACAACAUCGGGGUGGCCGUUCUGCUGGAGGUCAACAAUGACCUCUUCUCCGAUGGCAUGAAGCCACCACAGGAGAGGCAGCUGAUCCUGGUGGCCAACGCCCACAUGCACUGGGACCCCGAGUUCUCGGACGUCAAGUUGAUCCAAACCAUGAUGUUCCUGUCGGAGCUGAAGAGCAUCGCUGAGAGGGCCUCGGGCUCCGUGGCGACCGGUUCGCCGACCUCCGACCCGUCCUCCAUCCCCAUCGUCCUGUGUGCUGACCUCAACUCGCUGCCCGACUCCGGUGUGGUGGAAUACCUGAGCAACGGAGGAGUGGCCGAGAACCACAAGGACUUCAAGGAGCUACGCUACAGUGAAUGUCUGACCAACUUCAGCUGCAACGGCAAGAACGGCACCUCGGACGGAAGCAUCACACACAGCUUCCAGCUGAAGAGCGCCUACGACAGCAAUCUGAUGCCUUACACCAACUACACAUAUGACUUUAAGGGCGUUAUCGACUACAUCUUCUUCUCCAAGACCCACAUGAGUGUCCUGGGCAUGCUGGGACCGCUGGACAGCCAGUGGCUGGUCGACAACAACAUCACCGGCUGCCCCCACCCCCACAUCCCCUCGGACCACUUCUCCCUGCUGGCCCAGCUGGAGCUGCACCCUGCCCUGCCCCACCCGCUCAACCCCCUCAACGGGCUGCACCUGCCGGUCCACAGGUAGUGCAGCCUGAGAGAGAACCCCCCCCGCCAACCCUUCCUGCCCCACCUUCAAAACACUGCCCACCCCACCCCACCCCUCCAGCUUUAUACAGGACCCUGUACAGUUUACCGAUCAUGUUAAAACUCAAGACGCCAUCCGACCCCUCCAACCCUGAGACACACCCACCCAAAAGGAGUGAAGUAUUCGCCCGUUUGUUGCUCCUUUUUGUGUUUUUGCACACUGUAAAUGUUUGUUUUAAUACAUUUUUUUCUCCCCUUGAAAAGGCUUGAUACCAAAUGUUGGGCUUGGGAUGAAGUUGCUAUGGUAACCCCCAAUGUCAAUUUAUUUUUGCCUUAGAUGAUAACCGCUUGUAGAUUCUGCUCCUACAACAACAGACCUUAAUAACUAAUACUAUCAACUUUUUAAAGAUAAACUACACAAAUGUCAGCAGACAUGCUGAAUUUCAUUUGCUGUUUUUUUGACAUUUCACAGAGCUGUGAAAUAAUCUUUUUAGAGUAAAAACACAACAUAAUAUCAAUGCUGCACCACAGCAUGUAUGUUGUGUUAAAGUCACAGUCUAUAGAACUGGAGCCUGCUAUCACUCCCAAAUUACACUUAUUUUAGUGAAACACUACAAACGACUGAAAGUUAGGAAUGUUUACGAGGAUGUGAAAGGUUUGUUUACAUGCAUAUUUUUUGUAAACACAGGUCCAUAUUUUCAAUUCUGAUCGGCCGAGAAACACCAAAAUACUUAAUUCAAUUACAUGUGGAGACAUUUUUAAUGUUAAGAAGUACUGAUUUGGCUUUUUAAAAGUAAUGUAACACUAAAUUGGUGUGUUUCAUAUGGGAACUAGAAUAUGAAAUCAUCUCUUGUCACAGCUGCUUGUGAAUCACAUAACAGUGGAUUAUUUUAGGAGGCUUUCAGAUUGACACUUGCCUUGUGGAAAAUAAUGGAGAGUAUUCCAAGUUCUCGUCUUUCUGGAUCUCAUUUCCAUUGAUUAUGUCGCCAUCCUUCCUGCCAGGUAGCAAAUCUCAACCUGAAAGCCGCCUCAUGGUGCUGCGCGAAUGUUAACUGAGCUGCUACAUUCACUUAUAUUAAUUAUUUUUCUUCCAUAAUACGGGUCUUGAACCCCGCUUUGAUCAUACAGGGCUGCAACUAACGAUUAUUUUCUCGAUUAAUCGAUGAGUUGUUUGGGCUAUAAAAUGUCAAAAAAUGGUGACUGGUGUUUCCCCAAAGCCCAAGACGACGUCCUCAAAUGUCUUGUUUUUUCCACAACUCAAAGAUAUUCAGUUUACUGUCAUAGAGGAGUAAAGAAACCAGAAAAAAUAUUCACAUUUAAGAAGCUUUUUCUUAUAAUUUAAUCAAACUGAUCGAUUAUCAAAAUAGUUGGCGAUUAAUUUAAUAGUUGAAAAAUAAUCGAUAAAUCGUUGCAGCUCUAGAUCAUUGCUAAAUAUUUUACUUGCAGACGUAUCGUGUUCAUUUCGUCCCGAUUCAUGCUCACUGCAGUUUAAAAGAUGCAACUCGUGAGUUUUCUGAAGAACGACGAUGUAAUAAAACCAUAACAGGCCAAAUGAGAGCUCAAAUCCAAAAUAUUUAUAAGAAGCGCAACUAAAUUAACCCCCUAAUAUAUUCCUUGCUUUGAAAUAUAUAGUUUAUUUGUAACACAAUCCAACGACAAUGCGCUUCAUAUUUUUAGCUUUUGAAGUCGUGCUUUCAAACACCUUCGGUCUUAAAAGAGUAUCGUCCCGUUUCCCCCUCACCCGACUGGCCAAAGAAUCUCCCCAGUAUGAGUGACUAAAUAAGAUAAUAUUUAUUUAUUGGUGCCAGAGAAAAAAAAAAACUUCCUGAGAAGAAUCUGCUAAUGAUUCGUGACCAGGAGUCGAAUGUAUUUACCAAAGGCUCACUAUGAAAUUGGUUGUUGGAGCCUCUUAAUGCCAGAUUCCUGUGGACUUUGUAUAUUUGUGUCAGAUGAUUAGAACUAAUAGCCCUUUAUGUAAGUUGUACCUCAGGGCUAUGCUAUGCAUCCAUUAGUACCUCUCAAACUGAAGACGAGCAAAACCAAACAGGAAGCUAUUGGUUUGAAAAUCCUUUAUAAAGCACAGGUGAUGUAUGUACUUACAUACAUAUAUGUUGUUGUUGUAGAAGUCCCACGUCUUGGUGCAUUUUUGAUAAAACUGCUGCUGCAUUUUUGCUCCAUUCCCAAGAAGAAAAACUUGGGGAAACUUAAAUGUUUAAGUUGUCAGAAGAUGCAAAAAGCGUUCGGAUAAAUUUGGUUGAGACACUUUAAAAACAUUUGGUUUCGUUGUGGCUUUUAAGAGAGGCUCAAGGAUCAAUGUUGGAUCGAAUGCAGGGGUACGACUGGGUAUCAAAAUGUUUAAUGUUGUCUAAACCAGUGGUUUCCAACCUGGGGUCCAGGCCCCCCUUAAGGGCGCGAUAAAGAGAUCACAGGGGGUGCGCCAGGAUUUGAUAAAAAUCAUAGUAACACACUUACUGGAUAAUUUACACAAUAGUCAGUAUAUCAAAAACUAUUAUAAGAUAUAUUCUUUUGCUACUUAGUAGCAAAAUCUGAUGAAAUAUUCUGCUUCAAUCCAUAUUUGUUGGCAUUUAGCCUUUCAAAAACGUAAUUUUCACUGCGGUCAAAAACCUAUUGGCUCUCCCGCUUGACGAACACAAAGGGAGGCAUAAAUUAAAUUACAUUUAUUUUAGUCGUUCCAAAAAAAAAAGAUCAUAUGUGUCUGCAUUCACUUAGCGAAUCCGUCAAGACAUCAUCACUUUAUUUAUGUUGACGAAACUGACGAGUUCUAUUCAUUAAAGAAAGUUGAUUUAAUAAAAUAAAAAGACUAACUCAUUUAAUAUACUGAAUUACUUUAUUCAAAUUGAGGAUUUUGUUUGAGGAUUUGUAAAAUUUUUAGGGCGAUGUAGAUACAAGUAGGGGGGCUUCAAGGACAAUAGGUUUGGAAUCAAUGGUCUAAACCAGUGGCUCCAAACCUGAUGGGUAGCAAACAAGAAAAAUCUUUAUUUUUUACCUUUUAUCUUUGGAACUCUUUACUAAUAUGUGCAUUUUUUUCUGCCUGUAUAGGUAGUUGGUGUCAGUUAAAUUCUAAAAAGAGAAUAACACUCUUGGUCUUUUAUUAAGGGUUCACAGGCAGAAAAGGUUGGAACCACUGGUCUAAACACAAUCAGCCAUACAACUACUUUACCUAAAAUAAAAAACUUUUGAUUUAAAUCAGGAACAAUGUGAUUAAAGAAAAAAGAUUAUGAAUCUGGUCAGACAUUCAAUGUCAGCUUCUCAAUACUUUGACACUUCUUGAUUGGUACAAAAGACAAUAUUGAAGUUUGAUACCCAGCCCUACCUAUGCAAGGGGACUCUAUAAUAGCUGCCUGCACAUGCACUCACAGUGUUCAACAUAUCUGGCACAUUUCACACUGUAGUGUCUGGUAAACACUGACGAAUGAGAUUGAAUUAGUUAAAUUAGUCAUUUGCUCUGUUCAGUAUUUGAAAAGAAAAGCCAUAAUUUUGGGAUAAAAGGUGUCAGCACACAACACGGCACCCUGUAACCUCAGCUUUAAACCGCAGUCAGAUCAGUUUAACCGGCCUGGACGGGCUGUAUCAGCUUUGCUUCAUUUUGCACAUGAUUUGACGCUUACGCUAACGGAUACACCUCCAGUUUUGGUGGAGUUGAUGAAGACUAUCUUUGUGAGAGCAUUUUGAGGCCUAUACUUCACUCCUAAACUCACCUCACAGGGUUUUCUGAUUUUGUACAACAGCUGUACAUAAAUUAAAUUGCCUUUGAAGACGGGGGCGUCUCUCACAUCUGUGAGGGGAACGUACCGUUCUCCGAUUAAGAGGGCGUAUUUUUUUUCUCACAAAUCAAAGAUGUACCUGGUGUUGUACUUUAUUUUCUUUGCCCGGUGCACUAAGAGCUCAUAUGUGAAUACCACCUCCACCUGUCUCUGAUACUCUUGUAGAGACAAAACUGGUCUCUGUCCAACUUUGUUUUUGAACUACGGGCAUUUUCUGUCUCAAACAAACAUGCAGUCUUUCAAUUGGUACUUUGUACAAUUCAGUAUUACCAAGUUUUUGAGGAGAAAAAAAGAUAAAUGUUCUAGGUUUAAAAGCAAGUUUGUCUUGAUGGCUUUUAUUUCUCCAGUGCACAUCUUGAAGUGUCCGCUCAAAGCUUUUCACGCUCUGAGAUGAUGCUUAUUCAAAAUUAAUUUCCCCUCUUUCACAUCUCUCUUCACACACAUCAUCCACAGCCACUUCUUUUCAGUUUUCCCCAAUAAUAUCCAAUUAUCAUUAGCGUUUUCCCUGUUAAUUUUGUCUCUGUAGAGCGCACCUCGCAUACUUUUUCUACAAACAACGUGCCUAGUUUGUACAAUUUCUCCAACAGCAGCACUGCCCAUGAGACCAAGACGCUCAGAGAUUAACCCAGCACCAUCAUCCAGCCAUCCAUCCAUCCAUCCUUUCAUCCCUCCAAAUCCUUCCUGAACCAACUCUUAUGAGGAACUGAAACUGAGGAAUCAUUGCUCACCUCAGACUGGUUUCUGUUUAUUUUUGUAUCCAUAACAUCGAGGACAAAUCAUUUUGUUUGUUGCAGUUUUUCUCUGCAAAGAGGUUGCUGUACCUCUCACAGGAUUAUCACGACUAUCAUCACGUGUGAUUUCUGAAUGUAAAAAUCCUGUGUUUCAAUAUCUGGCCCUGGUUUGUUUGUUUUUUCUUCCACUGUUAAGUUCUUUCAGGCUGAUUUUACAGCAGUGUGGUCGCUACAUGAGGUUUUUAAUCUUUGGUGGCCAAUAAGACGUAUGAACAUUAUCUGACAAAUCAUUUGGACGAAGGGUUUUGUUAUCUUUAAUCUGCUUUUACAUGAUGAAUUUGACGGCCUCUAACUAGGCCAGGUCGCUACAUCCAAACUGGGAAACAUGAAUUUAAAGUAUGCUGCGUAAAUGUUUUCCGCCCAGUGUAUUAACCUGUAAAUAAUGAUGUCGAAAAGGAAUUCAAAAACACAACAUAUGGCAAAUAAUGCUGUGUUCCAUGUGAACUGGGAAGUCGGAAUUUUUGAGUUCCCAGUCAGAAAUUUCAACUGAGAUGUCCCCUGAAAGUUGGACGACUCUAACCAACCCCAACCUCAAAAUCCAAGAUAGCUGCUCCGCACAUGUAGUAAAUACUGUUCAUUAGCACUUCUCUUAUUAAAUCAGUCGUACACACAGUACUGUCCAACUUCUAUCCGUGGACAUGUUGCUAUGGUGUUUGUAUGCGCAAAAUAUCGGAGUAAUGUGUUAUCAACUGUUAUUGCUAACAAUGGCUAACCUAGUUGAUUUCCGAGGUAAAUGGAACGCAGCAUAAGUCUGAUUAAAAAAAAUUAGAUUAUGCACAAUUUGAACUGAGUCGAUACAACCUUUAAAAUGCAUGGUGUAUCGUGAAUAUGUUCAGUAAAUGUUAUACUGACCACAGGUUAAUGCACUGGUUAAUUUGCUGGAAUGAGGCCAUUAUAAAAUGAAAGAUUUGGAUUACAAAAGGGGAAAAGGCAGCAUCUUGUGUCAAAACGCUUUCAAAAGUCUUCCCCUGUCAGUUGGUUUGAUAGUUAUAAAAACAUCUUCCUUUCCUUCAAACUUGCAAUUAGCAUCUGUCAAUUCCAAGACUGACAAGACCAGGAUAUGCAAGGCUGUUAUUUCUCAAAACAAGCUAUUUAUUUCCUUGGAGCAUUCCUAAAAAAAGUAUUUGAAAGUUGCAACUUUCAGCAGAUUUAUUCUAUGUGAAGUGAAACUGGGUGAGGAUCCUCAGCCACCAGCAGUCACCAACAAAGGUGCUACAUUAUUUCUCAAGAGGAUUUUAAAGAACUGCACUUAAACCUGUUAUAUUUAACAACAAUGUUAAGUUUCUGUUAUCCAGACAAGCAGCUCUGCACCACAUUGGUUUUCAAUCCAACCAGUCGCCACCGCAGACGAGAGGAAGCAGUAAGUGAGCGUUUGAUUGGAAGGAAAACUUGCAGCUUUGUGGUGGGGAGCUGCUAAACUUAGACGAGGCAGGUUUGAUAUUGUGGAAGCCAAAGUGUGCAUCGUGUCUGACAAGUAAAAUGUCUAAAAGGUGCAAAAACUGCAGCAACACAAGUUACUGUUCGCCUGCGAGGACGAGUGGAAGUUUGUUUAGCGUAGGCGGCAGUGCUGACUUUGUGGUUUUCCUCUGACAAAUAAUACAGAUCUAACCUUUGUAGAGGUCCUUUUUACAUUUGUGAUGAAAGUUACAGCCGAAAAUCAAGUUUUAUUCUAAAGUCAUGAAAACUGAAUAGAUAAAUGAAAAGAUAUAAAGAUUUCCAGUGAAAGACACUAAUUACUGUUAGUUUUGUUUUUAUGAAAGGUUUUAUAACUUUACAAAAAUCAGGAUGAAAAGAAUGACAACAGGACAUUUCAUCAAUGUCGGAUGAAGACCUCCUGCUCUCAUUCUGGAGAAUUUAUAUGCUUUCAUAUAAUUUGAAAGAGUACAUUCUCCUCUGUCAAUUCAGAAAUAUUUUAUGAUAAUAUUUCUGAGAGGGGAACUCUGAUUUUAAACAUAAAGUUCAGUUUACUACUCAGCAUGUGAAGACAUCUGUAUAAUGUGGUCUUUGGCUCGGGAGGGAGCUUUCUAAAGCUUGAUAAAAAAAAAUAACCCUGAUUAUGCAAUUGUGAUGUCAUCAGGGUUAUUUCAUCUUGUGUUUAGAGACUUAACAUUUAACAGAGAACCUGCGUUAUAUACCAAAGGUGUAGGAUUCGAAACAAGGAGGAAUUUAGAAAGCAGUAUGGAAAUUGGAGGUGUUUUUGCUAACAAACUAGGGACUGAAAGUCAGGAUGUCUCUGCCUCCGCUGCUGAGAUUUUGACCAAUUUGUCUCUUGUGAGUGAGAAAGUGAGCAACUAAAUCACUUUUUACCAAAGUUAUAAAGUGUAUACAAGUAAAAGAAAAAGGACAAACAAUAAAAUGAAAGGUAAAUGCAAGUAAAAACCAACAAUGAGACACGUUUUUUUGGGGAUGAUGAAUAAAAUUUGUUCUCAAAAAACUGACGAUCACUGAUCAGUGGUUUCUGGGGAAGCUUCUUAUUCUGUUUAAGUAUAGAAAGAGUUUCUUGCCGUAUUGAAUCUGGUAUUUCCAUGAAUGAAUGGAGGACUUCUACAAAGGCUACAGCUGUGUUUAAUAUGUGAGCAGUCGAAACCAAACAUGCUCAACAGCAUUUGUAUCAUCGCCCCACACAAAGCCCCGACUCUCUCCACCUCCUGUAGGCAAUAAACAUGUAAUUUUUUGAAGAGUC